CUAUUGUACUCAAAGUAUAUUUCGAAAUGGACCUUGAUCGCAAACGGCGUAUCGGCCAUCAGGUGAGCAUAGUUAAUAGCGAGUAGACUAAUGAACAAGCAUUUCUCGCCAUCAUGCGUCAGCCUCCAAACAAAUGGAAAUUAGAUCAAAGUCUUGAUCUAGUUUAAUUAAGCCUUCGAAACUAGAAUAGUCUUAAUCAUACCGAGUAUAAGUCAGCGACAAUUAUACACUUAACAGAGCUCCAUGAUGUAUCGGCGACGUAGAUUCGGCACACGUUGUGGAGGAAGAGAGGAAACGUUGGAAGGGCUAAUUAAAGUGGUAGAACGCCUAGAGAAAAGGCCAAUACUCGCGAGCGGAUUUCAGCAACACACAUUUCUACCUCCCUCUGAACUACAACUGGGGACGAACCUCGUACUUGAAGGUGUUCGGCGGAAAUUGCGGCAUAAGGCAAUUAGCGGGGCUCUCACUAAGGUCCCUGUAAAUAACUUGGACAGUGCUUGUGGGACUAUCCCCCAGAAAAGAGAGAUUGAAAUAAACUAAUAUUAUAAAAUGCAAAGACAUUUAGAUAUGUUUCGCC
Trichoderma asperellum CBS 433.97 is the source of this 577-nucleotide messenger RNA. NCBI's taxonomy places the organism in Eukaryota, Fungi, Ascomycota, Sordariomycetes, Hypocreales, Hypocreaceae. The record is from RefSeq and is a predicted model, not a curated record.